This is a messenger RNA of Fragaria vesca subsp. vesca, 2306 nucleotides long. Its product is annotated as protein GDAP2 homolog. The record is from RefSeq and is a predicted model, not a curated record. Lineage: Eukaryota; Viridiplantae; Streptophyta; Magnoliopsida; Rosales; Rosaceae. The transcript is spliced from 16 exons. Bases 348 to 2036 code for a protein of 562 amino acids.
GUAUUCCUGACCAAAAUACCAAAUGACCUCUUCUGCUAGCUCAUCCGCCCUGCAAAUAUAGCUGUACAUUUAUCAAUAACACAAAACCCAACAAAUAAUUGAUACCCUCUUUUCUCUUCUAUUAUUCCCAAACUCAAAAUCCCAGCUGAGAAUUGCUGAGGAGUUUGAAUUUGGAUUUCUUGGAGAGUGAUUCGAGUUUCUGGGAUUGAAUUUGGGGAGCUCUGUGAUUAGUUGAGGUUGGCAUUGUAGAAUUGAUGUGAGUUGAAGCUUGAAUUAUUGAGAGUUGUGGUGUGUAGUGGGUGCAUUUUGGGUUGGGAAGUGUGUGGCUGUAGCUUGGAGUCUUGAAUAUGUACCGGACUGUGGCUACAGCUACUACUUCAACCCGGGGUGGAUCUCCGACCGAUAGUGGGGAUUAUGUGGUUAGUUUGGAUCAAGUGCCGCGGUGGAGCAAUUCAGAGCACCGGUCCUCUUUGGAAUAUGACAAUGAAGAUCCCACUUUUUCAAAUUCUUACUUCCCUGAUCCUUUAACUUCUCAGCCCGGGGCUGAAAAUGGUCUCAAUGCGAUAGCUUCAAGGUUUCCAGUUGAUCAUGAGAUUAAUUCGAAGAUAUAUUUGUGGAGGGGAAACCCUUGGAAUCUCGAAGUUGAUGCUGUAGUAAACUCUACAAAUGAGAACAUGGAUGAAGCACACUGCAGCCCUGGCUUGCAUGCUGCAGCUGGACCUGGUCUUGCAGAAGAAUGUGCAGCAUUGGGUGGGUGCCGAACAGGGAUGGCAAAGGUUACUAAAGCAUAUGACCUUCCAGCUAGGAGGGUUAUCCAUACUGUUGGUCCCAAGUAUGCUGUGAAAUACCAUACUGCUGCAGAAAAUGCUCUGAGCCACUGCUACCGUUCUUGUCUUGAACUUCUCAUUGAAAAUGGGUUGCAAAGCAUUGCAAUGGGCUGUAUAUAUACAGAGGCUAAGAACUAUCCGCGUGAGCCAGCUGCCCAUGUUGCUAUAAGGACUGUGCGACGGUUUCUCGAGAAACAGAAGGAUAAAAUCGCAGCUGUUGUCUUUUGUACUACCACAUCAACUGAUACAGAAAUUUACAAAAGAUUGCUUCCGCUUUACUUUCCUCGAGAUAGACUUGAGGAGGAGGUUGCCAUGUCAAAACUUCCUGCAGAUGUAGGCGAUGAAAAUGGUGAGACAAUUAUAGAUGAACGCAAAAUCAGGAUAAAGCCUUUGCCCAAAAAGGCUAUUCCAAAGCCUCCAAGAGCUCCGGUUGACCUCCCUGUUAGUGAUGUAGGCUUGGUACGGAGGAACUCAUCACACUUAGAUUCAUUUCUGGAUCCGGCCUUUAUGUCUUUAAUAAAAGAUCCAGACCAGAGACGCAGGGAACAAUGGGAAAAAACUGCUCAAGCACAAGGUGGAUGGAAUUGUGCUAAAAUGCUUGGGUUUGGUGAUCUCGGCGGACCUCCAUUGUCUGCUGCAGAAGAAUACUCGCUUCAUUCAAGAUACCUGGCUAAAGCAAACUCUCUCAAUCUUUCGGAAAUUGCAGAAAUGAAAAUUGUCUACCGAGGUGGAGUUGACAGUGAGGGUCGUCCUGUAAUGGUAGUUGUGGGGGCGCAUUUUCUGUUGCGGUGUCUUGAUCUAGAACGAUUUGUGCAUUAUGUUGUCAAGGAGUUUGAGCCCAUAAUACAGAAGCCUUAUACUAUCGUGUACUUCCACUCUGCAGCAUCUCUACAGCUUCAGCCAGACUUGGGGUGGAUGAGAAGAGUACAACAAAUACUUGGUCGUAAACACCAACGUAAUCUGCAUGCGAUAUAUGUUCUUCACCCUACAUUUGGACUUAAGGCGGCUGUAUUUGCUAUGCAAUUGUUUGUGGAUAGUGUGGUCUGGAAGAAAGUGGUAUAUGUGGAUAGGUUACUGCAGCUCUUCAGAUAUGUUCCUCGUGAGCAGUUGACCAUCCCUGACUUUGUGUUCCAGCACGAUUUGGAAGUGAAUGGUGGCAAGGGUCUUAUUGUUGAUCCAAGAACGAAGUAUGUGUAUCAUCGUCCAUAGUACCACAAAUACAGUUCCAUUGGGCAACAAAGGAAGUCGAUGGAUUAUGAUUUCUUGAUUUUAUUCUCUUCUAUUGUAUUAUAUAGGUAAUGGACGAGAGUUAAAUUUGUCUGUUGCUUGUGUAGAAAAGCUGUAAUUCUUUUGUUUUUUUUUCACUCAUUUUGAAUCAGCAAAUGAUCUGUCUAAGAUGAAACUUGUAAUAUUCUUUUUUGUACCAUCUUUGGAUGAGUUAUCAAUAAAGUGCAAGUGGGUUUGAGCUUUUGUGAGACC